UACAUAAUCAAUAUUAGGAGGCUAUGACUUUGUAAGCGUUUGUCACUUGUAUAUUGAGAUCUGUAAGAAUCAACACAAAAUUAAAAGUAAAUCGGUGCCACUAAAAAGCAUAGUUACCUAAAUAUAGUUGCAACACAUAAUAAUGUCAUACAUUGUAGACCCUGGAGCCCAAAGCUGUGCGUUCUAUGCGCUGGCGGGCUUAACGGGAUUCGUAUUCGGCGCCUACUUCCAGCAGGAAAUUGCGAUUCGUCAAUUGUUCUGGAUGAUAAAAACGGACCCAUAUGUGUUUCAUCAUCGACGAAAACUGUAUCCACUCCUGUCCACAUUUCGAACAGAUCAUGAAGCGAGAUUGUGGAAUCGUUCCAAUUGUCUUUCAAGCAAAAUACGCGAUCAUCUGGUCGUUCCGCUAUUUGAUAUGGUUACCAAUAUAUUUUUUACUAAGAGACCAGAGUCGCUAUCGCCCGAUUUGCUUGAUCUGAUGAAAUAUGGCCUGCCCAGCAUGGAGAAUUUAUAUGUGCACAAAGACUAUGUGGUCUCGCAGGACCUAAGUACCAAUGCUCCCAAGUGGAUGUGCGAACAUCUGCAGGGCAACUAUAAGAAGCUAACGACCGAGGCAGACGGCGAUGCACUGCACCUCCGCUACAAUGAUGCCUAUGUGCUAAGCUGCGGGGCCACGCGUGUUUGCAAGGCCUUUAAGCUCGAAAUUUGGCGUAAACUGGAAAAACAUGUUUCCCAAAUGACUGAGAAAUUCGGUUCGGUGUACGUUUAUACGGGCCCCAUGUACUUGCCAUCUUGUCGGCCCGACGAGGAUUGGACUUUGGAAUAUCAAAUUGUUGAUUGGAUUCCGUUGCCAACGCCAUCACAUUAUUUUAAGGUGCUCAUUAUUGAUCCACAGCUGCCGGAGUGUGUUCCCUAUAUGGAGGGCUACAUAAUAGAUAAUAAGCUGAAUUCAACAUGCAGCAGUACCGAAUUGACCGAUUAUCUGUGUGAUAUAGCCGAGAUUGAGCGGCAUACUGGCCUUCGCUUUUUCGAGGGUGUUCAAUCAACUGUGCGUUUCGAGAAAAAACAAUAUAAGACUGAAAAUCAACCAUCCAAUCUACAAUAUCUUAGUGAGUCUAUUCACUCAAUGCAUGCAAAUCGUCUCCGAAAUCAUCAGUUAUAAAUAAAAUUCAUUUUUAAAUUUC
Drosophila hydei is the source of this 1184-nucleotide messenger RNA. RefSeq names its product endonuclease G, mitochondrial (gene Tengl3). Lineage: Eukaryota; Metazoa; Arthropoda; Insecta; Diptera; Drosophilidae. The transcript has 2 exons. Gene Ontology annotation, biological process: apoptotic DNA fragmentation. Gene Ontology annotation, cellular component: mitochondrial inner membrane; nucleus. Bases 143 to 1162 code for a protein of 339 amino acids. Gene Ontology annotation, molecular function: single-stranded DNA endonuclease activity; metal ion binding; RNA endonuclease activity. The record is from RefSeq and is a predicted model, not a curated record.